This is a messenger RNA of Nothobranchius furzeri (turquoise killifish), 676 nucleotides long. It is a transcript of the gene crip1, whose product is annotated as cysteine-rich protein 1. The record is from RefSeq and is a predicted model, not a curated record. NCBI's taxonomy places the organism in Eukaryota, Metazoa, Chordata, Actinopteri, Cyprinodontiformes, Nothobranchiidae. Gene Ontology annotation, biological process: intrinsic apoptotic signaling pathway in response to DNA damage; regulation of gene expression. Gene Ontology annotation, molecular function: zinc ion binding.
ACAAAUAAAUAAAUAAAUAAAAAACCAGAAAGUUUGCGCAAAACUAUUUCCUCGGUGCUAUAAAUACAAGAGGAGCGCACAUCUGCACACACACGAGGCGUGGUCAGUCCGCGUUAACAGGUGGGGCGGUGUCCGCACGGCUGUUGUCUUUCUACCUCCGCACAGGGACUCGUUUCUCAUCUCCGCAGCCGCGCCAGCAGCAACAUGCCGAAGUGCCCCAAGUGUCAGAAGGAGGUUUACUUCGCUGAGAGGGUGACAUCACUGGGGAAGGACUGGCACAGACCAUGUCUGAAGUGUGCAAAGUGCAACAAGACACUGUCUCCUGGCUCUCACGCAGAGCAUGAAGGCUCUCCAUACUGUCACAAUCCCUGCUAUGGUGCCAUGUUUGGACCUAAGGGAUUUGGACGUGGUGGAACUGAAAGCCAUGCCUACAAAUAAACAGGACCUCGCAGCGAACACGUUCUCUGGAAAGAAGAUCGAAGUAACCACACCUAACAAAUAAAACCUGUAAACAUUUAGUGCUUUAAUUUAGAGAAAAAUGUCCACGUACUUUUAUUCUAUGACCUUUUGGACUGCAUUGUUUUAUUUCAUUUUUAAUUUUGCAUUCCCAAGUUUAGCCAUGAGGAGUUUGCACUCUGAUCACAUGUCGUCUGAAUAAACAAUGAGUCAAAUUUCA